Messenger RNA from Chenopodium quinoa (quinoa), 2229 nucleotides. Its product is annotated as U-box domain-containing protein 13-like. Lineage: Eukaryota; Viridiplantae; Streptophyta; Magnoliopsida; Caryophyllales; Amaranthaceae. Gene Ontology annotation, molecular function: protein binding. The coding region runs from base 183 to 1583 and encodes 466 amino acids. The record is from RefSeq and is a predicted model, not a curated record. The transcript is spliced from 4 exons.
UGUUUUACUACUACUCAUUUUUUCUUGUCUUCAACAAAAAAAUUCGACACUUUCUGUAUUCCAGAAACAUUUCCAAAUCUCUCUCUUCCAUUCUCAACCGACUUCAACCAACCAAGCUGCUCCAAAUAACGGGGGUUUUUGUUUAAGGAGUUUCGCGUUACCAAUCCUUAGACUGAUACUUCAUGGCUCAACAAGUGUCGACCGCCCCCUUGACAUCUCCCGAGUGGGAUGAUUUGUACCGUUCUUAUGAAGAAAUAAUAAACAGUGGGACUGAUAUCUUAAGGUUACGAGCAACUAUCAAGCUAGCUAGUUUGUUAGACAGUGUUCCCAAUGACUUAUUAUUGCUUACAGUGCCAAUCCUCAUUGGACUCAUUGAAGGGACGUCGAAAGACCCAGGACCUCUUCAAGAAGCUGCUGCUUAUUGCUUGAAGCGCAUAACUUGUAAAGAUGAUCCUGAGUUGCUGAAGCUUAUCUGUAUACCGAGCACCUUAGCUUCUUUUGUGAAGAUUUUAGAACAGUCUGGUGGUAGAUGUCAGAUUUAUUUGAUAAAAUGUUUGUGGGGUGUGGUUACUUUUGUAAAAGACAGCAGAGUGUACAUAUUUUCAAGUGGUGGGUUGGAAGUUGUUGUUAAUAUGCUCAAGUUAUACACAGACAGUAGGAGAAAAUACCUCUUGGAAACCUUAAGUGCAUUGGCAUUGGUCCGAGAGGUCAGGAGAGCGUUGGUUUGUCUUGGAGAAUUAAGUCUUCUUAUUGAAGCUGCUAAGCAUGGUAGCAUGGAGUCGAGAGAAAGAGCUGCUCAGGCACUUGGGUUGCUUGGAAUUGUCAAGAGGGCAAGACGUACACUAGUUGCGUUGGGUGCAAUACCAACACUUGUAGAUCUACUGCAGAAUGGAGAUUCCUCGACAAAAGUUGUGGCCGGGAAUGCUUUGGGUAUCAUUUCGUCUCAUGUUGAUUACAUUAGGCCCGUUGCUCAAGCUGGGGUUAUACCUUUGUAUGCAGAGCUUCUUCGAGGGCCUGAACCAUUGGGCAGGGAAGUUGCAGAGGAUGUCUUCUGUGUAUUGGCUGUUGCUGAAAGUAAUGCAGUUGAGGUUACUGAGCAUUUGGUAAGAAUUCUCCAAGAAGACGAUGCUGAAGCGAAGGCUGCAGCAGCAGAUGUUCUAUGGGAUUUGUCAGGUUAUCAACACUCGAUUUCAGUCAUUAGUAACUCUGGUGCAAUUCCCAUUCUUGUUGGUCUUUUAAAGGAGGGAAAUAGUGAUAUCAGAGAGAAAGUCUCUGGAGCCAUUGCACAGUUGAGUUAUCAUGAAGCUGACCGUUCUACCCUGGCUGAUGCUGGAGCCAUUCCGUGUCUGAUAGAAAUGUUGCGAGAUGAGUCUGAGGAACUUAGGGAUAAUGCUGGGGAAUCACUUAUUAACUUCUCUGAAGAUCCAAGCCAUCAUGAUAGAUUAUCUCAAGCAUUUGCAAUGCCUGCAUUCCAGAGUAUGCAAGAUAGAAUCGUUCAUAUUCGUGCUGCCGAUCAGCAUAUGGUUAGAUCUUUGAGACAAAUGAGUGCUGAUCAACUUAUCCAGGACCCUGUCUUGGAAUGAUUGUGCACCAUGGAGUAGUGGCGGACGCUUGACACCUCUGAUAUGCUCAAGCAAAGCUUAGUCACUAAGAAGUGUAGAAAGAACAAACAAGGACCAGCAAAUCAAAGCAAGCUGAUGAGGUUAUAAGAUUUGAAGACAUUGAGUAUUAUGCAUGAAAAGCUUCAGCUACCUUGGCUGUUUGAAAUUGUGGAGAAUACAAGAAUUUUAGUAUGAAAUAUUAUAACCUUGUUACCAUGAAAUCAACACUUUGUUUGGAUGAAAGAAUUUAGAGGGUUAAACGGAAGGAAAAGAUAUAAAGGAGUACGACUGUUAUGGCUUAAGAUUGGGCUCUUCACUUCAUCUUACCUUUUCAUCAAUGAUCAAAUAUUACUUGUGAAUAUCUACUCACAAUUGUACACAGCACUUGGUUAGAAUAUCAGAGUGAGCAUACGAUGGAUAUGGAUGUAUGUUACAAAUUUCAACCAGCAACAGAUUGAAGAUAAGGAAAAAAAAUGCUACUGUGUUGAAUACUAAACUGUCAAUGUUUUGCGAUGUCAGAUUCUUUACUUCUUGAUUUAUUCAUAGUUUUUACUUCUUGAAGCUCAUGGCUUAGGAUUGGUCGGGAAACUAUGGCUAACAUUGUGUGUGUAUAAAGAUACUGACAUGA